Molecule: messenger RNA, 1254 nt
Organism: Giardia duodenalis
Lineage: Eukaryota; Fornicata; Diplomonadida; Hexamitidae
Product: Tetratricopeptide repeat-containing protein
Exons: 1
Coding region: 1-1254 (417 amino acids)
Molecular function (GO): protein binding
Source: RefSeq, a predicted model, not a curated record
AUGGCGACUGUUAGGCAGGCGUCUCUUCAGAGAGCUCGAUAUAAGAAAGCAAUAUCCCAGCAGGAUCUAGAUUCUUCGCGUACAGAGCCCUUUAGAACGGGAGUCCCCCAUCGAUUACCGCUUCCACCGCUUCUAUCUGCCCCCACGCCCUCUGGUCCAAGUCUCUUCUUCACUGGCACAUCCCAGGGGGCAAUCAAGCCCGUAGCUCGGCGGCCCCUUGCCCCGGAGCCGACGCUCACAGUCAUGGAGCCAACAGAGGGCGCUGCUCCAGUCAAAACAUACGGAUGCCCCAGGCAGUUGAGCAAUUCUCUCCUGUCUGAUCUUAGGUUGCUGUCACAGGCAUGCGGACGUGCAUCACGGCCUCUUGCAGAAGCUCUGUGUUACUGGAACAUGGCCGUCGAGUAUGAAGCUGCCUUCCUCUUGAAGGAGGCCAUAGCUUACUUUAGAAAGUUCAUCUUCCCCUGUGUUCGGGCAGGCUACACACCUGGAGUCGUUGCAGGACUCAGCUCAAUAGCGGCGGCUCUUUACUGCCAAGGAAACUACUCAGAGGCCAUAACGGCGUGCGAGACGGCACUGGAGGCUGUCCCCGAGGCCAUUCAUGUCUGUGAAUCGACCACUGGUGGCUGGGUAACGUCUUCAAUGGCAGCUGCAAGCAUUCUAAACACCAUCGGCCUUUGUUUCACGCAGCUCCUGGACUACGAGGCAGCCACGGUGGCCUUCUCUCGCGCGCUUCAGCACUCACUUCAGGUGGCAGAUCAGAGAGUAGAGAAGGCCAUCUGCGCAAACCAAGCCAGCGCAAACGCCCUUGUGGGAGACUUCGUAAAGGCUGAAAGCUGCCUGGAGCGCCACAUUGAGCUUUCUAACACAUUGGGAACGGUUAGCGAAAGAAACAUUGAGACUACUCUUGGCCUCAGGGGCUUGGAGUCCGAUGAAUACCAAGCUAUGGGUCCUCCGGAUGCGACAUCGAAAACGGCCAACGUCCUGGAAACCUCCGCGAUCCUCUCGAGACUUGGGUCGCUUGCGCGCGUCCACGGUGAGUAUGAGAGUUCACGACAGUUCUACCAGCGGGCCUACAACCUAGCUAUUCGCUCUGGUGACUUUGAGCACGCAGUAACCGCGAGCUGUGCGAUCGGGCUUGCAAAGGGAACUGAAAGCAUAAAGGAGGCCCUGUCUGCAAUCCAACAGGAAUCGGCUGGCGUUGAGGAGGCCAAUGAUUGCGACAUAGAGAGCAUUCAAGACAUUUCCAAAAAUUGA